GAGAGAGAGAGCUGUGUUUGCGAAGUCGGAGAAAAGCUGAGAGUGGCAGAAGAAAGUUGACACCGUGUAGACGCAGCGCAACCGCAACAAGGAUUAAUCAGAUAGGCUACUUUGUCCUGUCUGCGAGGACAGAGAGCGAGCCGAGCACGAUGCGAGAGAGGAUGCUGUGCAGGGGGAAGGGGGCUCUCUGACAGAGCAUGCACACCACCACUACCACCACCCACACCACCGCUGCACAGGUGGAGGCUGAGACAGGGGGGGCAUCCGCAUGCAUUCACCGCCGCAUCAGCGCCGCUCGACGGACGGACGUUUGACUCUCUGUGACUCAGCGCGCGCAUUCCCUCUCUCACCUAAACACGUGUAGGAUACAUAUACAAUCCACACACACGCGCGCACGCACACUGAUACACGCACACACACAUUUUGCACAUGCCCACGCCAAACGCAAGCAAACCAGUGGAUCAGUGUGGAGCAGUCAGCCGUGUGUGGAUGGUAUAAACCGGAUUCCCCGUGUCUUCUCAAAGGACUCGACCCGAGGACAGGACAGGACAGGACAGACCUGAGGACAGGACAGGACAGGACAGACCUGAGGACAGGACAGGACAGGACAGGACGGAUCCGUUCCCAACGUAAAGGGAAUGAAAAGACCCUGAACAGAGACGUUUUUCAUCUCUUCUCAGUUGUCAGCUCACAGUAGAAUUUCGCCACCUCUCAACCUCAUCGUCCUUGUCACACUGGACAAAGAGCUGGCUGACUCCUCGUCUGUCCCGAAUGGAACCCUCUUAAGGUGGAUGGGGUACAUUGAAAAUACAUGUCCCAAAGGAGCGCUGCCGCGGCAGGCAACAAACCCACGGCCAUAAAUCAACAGUGGAGGACUUUGAUUUCUUCAUUAUCGCUUCCUGCAACAACAACAGAGGACAGGCAUGUUGGCAGGCCGGCUGACCUGCCGAUGUGCACCAUAGGAUUCUAUUUCUGGAGCUUCAUUGCUUUUACAGAUUAACUGCCCUCAAAUAUGGCCCCAAUCCGUUCAUUGUGCCACUAGUUUGACUGCUGCCGGAGGUUGUGCAUAUUCAAGCUGCAAAACACCCCACUGUGCAUCACUACAGUCAUUUGAAGACGGGCUGCCUUUGGCCUGUAAAAGUCAGUGCAAAAAAACAACAACACACGGCUGUAUGUCACAACAGACUGAAAGUCAUUUUUGUUUUUCUCCUUACAAUCAUUUCUCAACUCAUUGGCCAUUUCCAUCCAGAACAGUUGCAGGGAAAGAUUGACAUCCUGAGCUUUCAUGCUAAUAACAUGACAUUGUGCUUAGAUUAAGACUUUACAUGUGAUUGCAAGAGACAUUUUUCAUGAGUCGCUGAGGGCAAAUCACACUGAAAAUCCCAUUGCCCAGUGUUUUCAUUAGCCUGUCUGGGGCUAAUCAAGGUCCUCCAUCAUCGGAAUUGACAUUUCCAUAUUGAAUGAGAGAGAAAGUAGCCAGCAUUAGCAUAUUCAUGAACACUGACGCAUUCAAUCAUGUGAAAUGAAAGACGUGGGGCGGCCAUCACAGCCCUGAAACAAAUAGUUUAUGACUUGAAUCCCCUUACACAAUUUCAGCACAUCCCAUACAUAGCACACUGGAGAAAGCUACCACUGGAUAUUUUAUAAACCUGGCGUGUGUUGUUGGCCUCUUGACCAAGGCCUAUAAUAACAUGAAAAUUAAGGAACAGGAUUAAAGAUGGAUUAUCACUGAAACACUAAAGCCACCAAAGCAGCUGCCAUUGCAUAAAUCCAUUGGGCGCUCUUUAGGGAGACGCUCCACACAUUGAUUUGAAGAUUACAUUUUGGUUGUUGAUGUAGUGGCCUCUUGUUGGUAUUAAAAGAUAGGGAUGGAGAAUUUAGAUGAGGUGGAGCACCCUCUUUUGGGAGAAGGCCCCAAUAACAGCUGUUCAUCAGCUCCGGGGAUGGGGCUGGGCCCCGUGACCGGACAGGCCCCUGGCGGGACGUUUAAGGGUGUCUUGGUUAGGUGUGAGGAGGACAGGGCCUACCCUCCGUUAGCGUGGAGGAGCUAUUGUGGACAUCCUCCGGAGCUUCAGCAGCAGCAGCUACUGGACCCUUGCUCUUUACCUCGCACACUGGAGUCCUUCUACCCGGCGGCCCCCAUCUGGGGACACUCAGACUCCCUGCUCAGCAAAGACUACCUGGAGACCACCUUUGUGGACAUUCGGCCCGGCUCCACCCUGGAGAGGAAGCUGCUGGCUGAGACGCAGGACUUCCACAGCGAGGCGUACAGCGUGGACGAUGAGGAUGACCUGCUUCCCGACUCUGACGACUCGUCUAUUGAUGACUUCAGUGAUACAGACAGUGAGAGCAACUUCCCUCUGAUGAUCCCUCAGGACUACCUGGGUCUCGCCUUCUUCUCCAUGCUCUGCUGCUUCUGGCCCCUGGGCAUCGCUGCCUUCUACCUUUCACAGAAGACCAACAAGGCCUCGGCUCAGGGGGAUUUCCAGGGCGCCAAUGCCGCAUCUCGCCAGGCUCUGUGGCUCUCAGUGCUCUCCAUCGUGUUCGGAAUCAUAACGUACAUCUGUGCCAUCGCUGCGUUGAUUUCCUACCUGUCUGGAAAGCCAUUAUAAAAGCAACUCAUGCACACACAAAAAAAUAAAAACAGACCUCAUACGUACAUGUCAUAUUAUCAACACAACGUAUCACCUGUAAAUGUGAAAUAAUCACA
Perca fluviatilis (European perch) is the source of this 2710-nucleotide messenger RNA. It is a transcript of the gene tmem91, whose product is annotated as transmembrane protein 91. Gene Ontology annotation, cellular component: intracellular membrane-bounded organelle; membrane. NCBI's taxonomy places the organism in Eukaryota, Metazoa, Chordata, Actinopteri, Perciformes, Percidae. Bases 1869 to 2612 code for a protein of 247 amino acids. The record is from RefSeq and is a predicted model, not a curated record. The transcript has 5 exons.